AUGUCGACCGGGUUACCAAGACAAGCUAUUCGUCUUCUACGGAACGUGACGUAUCCAGAGACCUCAUCGAUACUCCUCCAAGUUCACGUGAAGACGGGGGUUAAGCCACCAAAAGAAGAUUCUAUACUAUCUGUUGAAGACGACCAGAUUAAGCUUCAAGUCCAAUCUCCAGGAGUCAAUGAUCGAGCCAACACGGCUGUCAAAUUGCUCCUGAGCAAGGUAAAUUUCCAAAAGGAUAGUUCUGAAUGUCCCAAAGACAAAUAUUAA
Pseudogymnoascus destructans is the source of this 267-nucleotide messenger RNA. RefSeq lists its product as uncharacterized. NCBI's taxonomy places the organism in Eukaryota, Fungi, Ascomycota, Leotiomycetes, Thelebolales, Thelebolaceae. The record is from RefSeq and is a predicted model, not a curated record. Bases 1 to 267 code for a protein of 88 amino acids. The transcript has 2 exons.